Molecule: messenger RNA, 1800 nt
Organism: Trypanosoma conorhini
Lineage: Eukaryota; Euglenozoa; Kinetoplastea; Trypanosomatida; Trypanosomatidae
Exons: 1
Coding region: 1-1800 (599 amino acids)
Source: RefSeq, a predicted model, not a curated record
AUGCAGACCCCGACGCCGUCUCGAAAGGCGUCGACGGCGCUGCUGGCGUGCGGUGGGGCGGCAGGGAGCAGCGUCCGGCGGCCACGCGGCAGCGACGACGACGCCGGUCCCCUUGUGGCGGGCGACACGGAGGAUGAGUUCGGUCAGUUCUUUGAGGCGAUGGCCGCUCCGGGUGCGGCGGCGGCGGGCGGGAAGACGGCGCCCGCGAGUAGUUUUAAUGGGCACGCGUCCACGCCGCUGAGGGGUGCGGGGGACGGCGAGGAGCCACCGGCCCCAACAGCCACAAGCCUGGCAGUCAAAAACGGGCGGAAGAAGGCCUCACAGUAUGACCACGCGACUGACGGAGCGCAGCUUUUACCUGAGACGCCCGCGCUAAUUGCUUCUUCGAGCCCCACUAUCCAUAGGCUGGGGGGUCGCUGCACGACUUCGGUGGAGGGCAACUCCUCUGCGCCUGAAAGGGGUGCGACGAUGUCGCCGGCGUCGCUGGAAGUUAGUGGCGCGGACGAGCGGAGUGUCGGCUCCUGCACAAGCGGUCACAUUCACGCCCCACCGGCGCCCGACAGGGGACCCAAGCCUGCGCAUACUGCCGCUCUCAUGGGGCCGGACACGCAUCGUCUUGGUAGCCCGCCUCAUAACGAUGGGGCGGGAGAAAAUGUCACGGCGUUGCGGCCGCCGCCGCGCCUUAGCAGUGCCUCGGGAGAGACGGAGGGGAGCGACUCUGGCGCGCGUGCCGCGCACCUGCAGGGCAGCGUGGAACCCGUUGAAAGGGCAGACAGUGCCUCACCCGCGACGCCGCCACCGAAUGCCGUGGGUCCUGAAGUGGACGACGACGAUGAUGAAUUUGGGGAGUUCGUGGAGGUCGCUCUCGGCCCGGGCGCGGGGCCGCCGCCGCACGCCAUGGAAGAAGCGAAGCGGCAGCCCGUUAACGAAGUAGCGCGGCGUGAGGAGGACCGCCGCGAUGAGGACGGUGCUGACGGCGGCGGCGAUGAGGAGGAGGAGGAGGAGGAGUGGUCCGCGUUUGCCGACGCCGUGGCCCCGUCACAUCCGCAACUGCGACGGGUGGCGUCUGCGGAGGACGCUCGCUCCCCGGAGUGCGCGGGACAAUUUGUCUUCCACAGAGACCUGGACGUUGCCGCGGUGGCGCGUCACCUUCGCGAGCUUACCGGGUGUGUGCUGGAACGGGAGCGGGGCCGCAGCCACGGCGGCGUCACGGAGCAGGCGCCGCCUGACGCCGUCUGUCGCCGCGGCGGGGAGCCCAAGGCGCGGCGGUCGCGGGGCGAACUUCUGCUUGCCGUGAUGGAGUCUCUCUCCUUCACCCGACUUGGCGCAGCUGCCGUCGCCGACGGCGCAACUCCUCCGUUGGGCAGCUCCGUUGGGGGCCCGACUACUUCUCCUGCGCCCCACAACCUCCCGGGGUGGCUGCCAUCUUUUGGGGAGCGGUGCGGGGGUGGCGGUGAGACUCCGCAGCCGCAGCCGAAGCCGCUCACCUUGAGCCUCGUCGACCCCAUCGUGGCGCUGCGCAUCUCCGACCGACGCACGCCCCACCGCCGUGAGCAGCUGGAGUCUGUCCUCCUCCAGGCUUCUCAGCUGCGGCUCCACGCUGUACCUGUGAGUGAGGCCAUUGCCAAGGCGCGGGAGCUUGCAACGGAGUACCAGCAGCAGCUGCAGCAACGACGAGAAAAGGAAGAGGGACACUCGAAUGUGGAAAAUGGCUCGGUGUGGGAGAUCCACCCAACUUUGCCGACGCCAUGCAUUGGAGGUAGUCUCUUUCCUGCGCCCUCCCUGAGGUUGCCGCUCUAG